Drosophila busckii is the source of this 1465-nucleotide messenger RNA. RefSeq names its product autophagy-related protein 101 (gene Atg101). The transcript has a single exon. Gene Ontology annotation, biological process: autophagy; autophagosome assembly. Lineage: Eukaryota; Metazoa; Arthropoda; Insecta; Diptera; Drosophilidae. Gene Ontology annotation, cellular component: phagophore assembly site. Bases 60 to 716 code for a protein of 218 amino acids. The record is from RefSeq and is a predicted model, not a curated record.
ACUUUAGUAAUAGCCUAUUUGAUUGCUGUAGUUGUAAGAGUUUAAGUUAAAGUUUAGCCAUGAACGCGCGUUCGCAACUAUUUGAGUUAACGAUGGAGGGCAGACAGGUGGACGAGGCAGUCGCGAGUAUCUUCCAUACAGUGCUCUUCCAUCGCUGCUUGGGGAAAUAUAUGUACACAGGAGAUGCUCAAUAUUCGAUUGGCACUGUCGGUUACACAGACGUCGACUGUGAUUUUAUGGACCUGACCUACGUAUGUUGCACCUCCGAUAGUCUGUCCAAGAAAGUGAAGCGUGCUAUUAAUUUGUUUAGCGAAAAGCUGCGAUCAAAUGAAAGCUGUGGGUCGGGACAAAUUAGUCUGGAGUUCUUUCAGAAAAAGAAAACACGCUGGCCGUUCCAGCAAGAGUCCAUACCCUGGGAGGUGUGGACAGUGCAUUUGGAUUUAAUCAAACAUGAAAAUGAAGAUGAUCGUCAGCUUUGUCGAGAGAACGUGUCCGAUUUACUUACCGAGAAAAUUAUAUAUAUAACGGAGCUAAUGAACCGCUAUGACUAUGUGCCCAAAACUCCUAGUCAAAGCGAGCUCGACUUAAUUUUUGAUACUUCAUUCCCCGAUGUACAACCUUAUUUAUUUAAAUUUGAUUACUCUACCUCUGGCUCCACGGCGCCAUCCAUGGGUAACGCAAUGAAAAAGAUUAUUAAAGAGACGCUUGCAAUGUGACGGGAUAUGUUCAUAAUGCUGACAAUAAUAAUCUUUGCCCAACCCCAUUACCUGGCGCUAGCGAUACUCAAUUCCGUCUCUUCAUACACUGCAAUAUCAACUUUCACACUUCCUUAAACAUAUUCCGACUGAAUAUAUAUCAAAUAUUACACGUACAGAAGUGUGAUUUACGUUUUCCAAAAUAAACUAAUUACUCUCAGUUCUCAUUUUGAAUAAGAUCUCUCUCAUAUUGUAUUAGAUAAAAACACUCGCACUUUGAGAGAAUUCCAACUAAAAUGCACAUAAGCCAAAGAUAAUAGUAAUCUUUGUUUUAAAAAAAACACGCGAUGCUGAUGUUGGAAUUUAUAUAUCUAGAAGAUAACAAGCUUUUUGUGGAACAUGAAAAUAUGAAAAACAAAAUAUAAAUAUGUAAAUGUCUUCGUGUUCACGUCACAUCAUAAAGAACAAAAGUCAAAUUCAAUUAAGUUGUCGUCUUAACCCACCAAUAGUACAUUAGUUUAUAAAUUUUCAAGUAAACGUCUUCGAUUGGCAGCUGUGAGAAACUGGGUAGAAACAAUAUCAAUGAAUUUGAUUAAAGCUACAGCUUAAGUUAGUUUGCUCUUUAUUUUAUGUAAAUAUUAUAUAAAUCAUUUACACUAAGUUUAUAUGAAAAUGUCUCAUUUUUAUUGUAAUCAUUGAGCAGAAACAGAGACAUUAAAAUUUGCCGGUAAAGCUAAAAUUAUAAUUAAGAGCUUGUUCGUUAUAUAGUA